Messenger RNA from Carassius carassius (crucian carp), 1613 nucleotides. RefSeq names its product homeobox protein Hox-A2a-like. Lineage: Eukaryota; Metazoa; Chordata; Actinopteri; Cypriniformes; Cyprinidae. Gene Ontology annotation, molecular function: DNA binding. Bases 673 to 1164 code for a protein of 163 amino acids. The record is from RefSeq and is a predicted model, not a curated record. The transcript has 2 exons.
AUUAAUAGAUUUGCGUGUGGGGGAGGGGAUAUGUGAUUUCAUUGUAUUUAUGUGCCAUAUUAUUUGUACAGCUGUCUUUUCAGACCAAAUGAGGUAGAUUAAAAAAAAAUCUGUCAGUAGCAGGAGUAACUUAUUUGACAAAUAGCUACUGGAGGAAGACUGAUUCCCUCUCAUUAUUCAUGAAACCAACAUACAGAGAGAAUGCACGUGCCUGUGCAGGAGCGGCAAAGGGGAGGUUCUAAUUCUAAUAUAGCCUACAUGUUUUGAGAUUGAAGCUUCAGGGCCACUGCCUUUAGCGGACACAAUGACGCUGAUGUAUAACAGCAGCGGAGAGGAGAGAGGAGUUGCUCGAGGAAGUUCCACGGAUCGGUCUGUCAAUCUGGAUCCUUUUGAAUAAACCCCGAAUUUCCAUUGGCUAAAGGUAAUCAUGUGACAUUCAUUCAGCUUGGCUGAAUGAUUUUUCGGUCCAAUUUCAACUGAGUCUCCUUUUAAAUGCAAUAUUGUCGAUAAGCGAUCCACACACGGGCAUAAUUAGUUAUUACAAAAUAAUUUUAAUGUAAUUAUUUUUUCCACAUAGCCUACUUAUUUUAACAGAGAGCGAAAACUCGUAGACUUCAACGAAGCCAUACUUCCCAUGCCCGCGCUCUCGGGGCGUAUGACAACAGGUUUGCAAUGAAUUACGAGUUUGAGCGUGAGACGGGUUUCAUCAAUAGUCGGCCAUCUCUCGCGGAGUGCCUUACUUCUUUCCCCCCUGUUGACGACUUAUUUCAGAAGUCAUCAAUCAAAAGCUCAGCGCUCACGAACCCUCACCCUCUUAUCCUACCUCCUCUCGAGCCUACCAUCCCAAGCUUGAGUCUCUGGACCCAGUCACGCCUUGCAGGGCCCCGGCACAGUUUAGAUGGGGGAAGCCCACUACACGCCAAUUCUCUGACCCCGGAUUACCCAUGGAUGCGCGAAAAGAAGACCAACAAGAGAAACUUUCCUCUCAUACCAACCGGCUCCCUGACUCCUACUGCGGGAGUCAUUUGCUUCUCUCCAAAAGGCUCACCCGAGCUUCCCGAAGGCGGUCUGUCUAGUGGAGAAGGAGGUUCAAGCCGCCUGAGAACAGCAUACACAAGCACUCAGCUUUUAGAGCUGGAGAAGGAGUUCCACUACAACAGAUAGGCCUACCUUUGCCGACCACGCCGUGUGGAAAUAGCCGCACUUCUCGACCUUACAGAACGCCAGGUCAAAGCGUGGUUCCAGAACCGACGGAUGAAGCAUAAACGCCAAACCCAGAUUAAAGACUGCCACGGGGAGCUAAGCAAGAUAAAUCUCGGCGAGGAUAAUGGCGCACAGAGCGACGAGGACGCUUCGAUUUGUGGCCUGAGUCAUGGUAGAUUAAGGGUAGAUAGAGAUUCGAACUCUUUUCAGAACAACCUGUCAACAGUCUCUGGGCAGUCCUGUAAUGAUAACGACAAGCAAACGUUUGAAAUGUUUUCUAACAGAUUUAUGAAAAGAAGUCUUAAAUAUGUUUUCCAGUCAGUCACCUACUAUUCUGGACAAGGGGACAAUAAUAUGCAAUAGUAUCCGUUGUGCGAGUCCGGACAAUUGCGACAUGGACAUGUCUGUGC